Messenger RNA from Acanthocheilonema viteae, 1272 nucleotides. Lineage: Eukaryota; Metazoa; Nematoda; Chromadorea; Rhabditida; Onchocercidae. The record is from the annotation of a GenBank genome assembly.
AUGGACAGCAAAAGGCUUUUCCCAGAAAUUUGGGCAGACGACAAUCAGAUGUCUGGACUUAUGUCCAUGAUAAAGGCACGGGAAGUGAAUCCAAAUGAUUAUGAUCGAAAAAUAGAAUUUUGGUCUGACAUGAUUGCAAAAUUAUGCGAUAGUGAAAAAAACUCAAUCUUCACUAUCGACAUAUUAAAACGGCGUUUUCGUCGGGGUGAUCAGCUACCAGGUUCUCUUGAUGUUGUUAUUCAACAUAUGCUUAAUACAGGUGAAAUUAUCACUUUGGAUGAUUACAAAGCCCGAAAUCAGAAUUGGCUUCAACGAGGAUAUAGGUCAUUCGUGGGAAGUUUAUGGGGUGCGGCCAAUGAUAACCAGACAGAAUAUGUUCAUCUCUUGACUGUUCAAAAACAUGCUAACAGUAUGUUGGAAUUUUUCCGGAGUGAAUAUGCUGUCGAUGAUGAUAUGCUGCCGGAAAUCGUCGACUCGGCAGAAUUUUUUGACGAAUGUAGAAAUUUGGUUGCCAACAAAAAAACUUACGAUGUAGCAUUAGCAGAACUUGUUAAUCGAGGCGAAAUAACGAUAGGUUCCUCUAAAAUAGGUGAAGAAAUUUUGAAAUUCCGUGACAAUGCCGCUCGUGGUCCGAUAAAGUGGACAGAAUCUGAUGCCAGUGUUCACGACAUGAGGAGAGCGAUGAGCAAAUUAGAACAGGAGAUCAAACGGUUGGAACUGAAAGCGAAGAAGGCUGAACAAGAUGCUCGCCUGUACAUACGUCAAGGUGACAAAAAUCAUGCUGCUCAUUAUUUACGUCAAAAGAAACGGGCUUUGAAAGAAGUUGAAGCUAAAGAUAAUCAGUAUCAAAGGCUUCUGGAAAUGAUGCAACAAUUAGGACGAACAAAGCAAAAUAAGCAAAUUUUGGAUGCAUACAAAGCUGGUGCUGAUGCUUUUAAAGCUGCUUUGCAAAGGCAAGGCAUUUCCCCUGAAGAGAUUGAUGAAACUAUGGAUAAUAUCGGUGAUGCGAUGGCAACCGCGGAGGAAAUUCAAGACGCUAUUGCUGCUGGUGUACCAUCAUCGGUUACAGAUGAACUUAAUAAAGAUCUGGAAGUUGAAUUGAAUGCCAUACUUGCUGGAGACAACAGUGAGCUAGAUUUACUGAUUAAAAAUUUACCGGAUGUAUCACCAGAAAAACCUUCCGCAGCAGAUCCUAUUAAAACUGCUAAUGUUACUGCAGAUGAUUCAAUCGCCGCACGUCUAAAAAGGUUACGUGAAGCUGCUUUACCAUAA